Erigeron canadensis is the source of this 2609-nucleotide messenger RNA. Its product is annotated as glutamate receptor 1.3-like. The record is from RefSeq and is a predicted model, not a curated record. The transcript has 5 exons. Gene Ontology annotation, cellular component: plasma membrane. The coding region runs from base 1 to 2466 and encodes 821 amino acids. NCBI's taxonomy places the organism in Eukaryota, Viridiplantae, Streptophyta, Magnoliopsida, Asterales, Asteraceae. Gene Ontology annotation, molecular function: glutamate-gated receptor activity.
AUGGUGCUCCAUAAUCAUUGCAAAGUCAAUCUUUUGCUUCUGAUAUUAUUCUUGAGUUUUUUAAAUAUUAAUUUAUGUACACACUCGUUUCCAUCCGAAAACAGUAGCAGCAUUGUCUUGCAUGAUGAAGCUGUUGUACGAGUGGGAAUCAUUCUGGACAUGGAGUCAUGGACUGCAAAGUCCAUUCACAGCUUCAUAACAAUGGCAAUUUCUGAUUUUUAUGCACUUCAUGACAAUUACAGUACAAGGGUCAUUUUCCACACUAGGGACUCCAAAGGUGACCCUUUACAAGCUCUAUCAUCUGUUCUCGAUCUUCUGAAUAACGUAAAGGUGCAAGCAAUCAUAGGCCCAGAAACAUAUCUUGAAGCAAAGUUAUUAGCCCCGAUUGCUGAUAAGGCUAAAGUUCCAAUGUUUUCCUUUGCGGGUUCUCCCUCCAUGUAUUCUCCAUACUUGUUUCAAAUUACAGAAGACAAAUCAAUUCUGUCCAAAACCGUUACUACCCUUGUGGAAUCUUUCAAACGGAGGGAUGUUAUAUUUUUGUAUGAGGAUGCUGAUUGUAGGCAGGAGAGCGUCUCAUAUAUUCUUGAAUCAUUCCAAGACAAAAGUAUCCGAGUCACCCACAGAAACGCAGUUUCUGCAAUGGCCACAGAUGAUCAGAUCACUCAAGAGUUGCAAAAGAUCAAGAUUAGUCACACUAGGGUAAUUAUUGUACAUAUGCCGUCUUUAUUAGCAUCAAGAUUUCUCUUAAUAGCAAAAAGAUUGGGAAUGGUGAGUGAGAAGUACACUUGGAUUGUAACUUAUAUGACACUUGACAUAGUCUGUUCGGUGGAUAGUGAAGUUACAGAGUCAUUGCCAGGAGUGAUAUGUGUGAGGCCUUACAUUCCAGCAUCAAAGAAGCUGCUUAACUUAACUGCUAGAUGGUAUAAUGAAUGGACUACAAAGUACCCUACUUUAUCAUCAAGAGAGGUAAGUGUGCUUACUAUAUGGGCAUACGACACAAUUCGGGCGCUUGCAGAGUCUGUUCAAAGGGUUGGGGUUCAGUUAUCAUGUUCUGUGCCACAAUUUGAUUCCAUGCUUCUACACGAGAUCUCAAAAUCCAGAUUUCAGGGUGUAAGUGGUGAGUUUAGAUUUGUGGAUAGAAAGCUGGUCUCCAAUGGAUUCAAGAUUGCGAAUGUUAUAGGCAAUGGAGAGGAAAGACGGUCUACUAUCUCCACCAAACGUCGGAUACUGCGAACGACCAGUGAUAAAAAAUUGAAAGUCGGCGUUCUAGCACAUAGAACGUUUAACUACUUUAUAGAUGCAUAUUAUGACAAUUUGACCAAUAUUACCACUGCCACUGGAUUCUCUGUAGAUGUCUUCAAUACUUGCAUUGAUGCUUUACCAUUUGAUGUAUCGUAUGAGUUAGUUGCAUAUGCCAAUAAAACUAAUGACGAUCUUAUAAAGAAAGUUUAUGAUCAGGAGAUUGAUGCUAUCUUGGGAGAUUCAACAAUUCUUGAAAAGAGAUCUCAAUAUGUUGACUUCACGGCGACUUACACUGACUUGGGAGUAGGGAUGCUUGUAAGAAUCAACCAUAAUGACAUGUGGAUUUUCUUGAAGCCGCUUGAUGUGAAUCUUUGGCUAAGCUCAGUUGGGUUUGCUAUCCUUACAGGCUUCGCCGUUUGGGCAAUUGAGUCUAUGGAUCAAGGGUCCCAAAGAUCACCUGCUGAGCAAAUAUCAGCAACCUUUUGGUUCAUCCUAAUGACCCUAUUCUCCGCUCAAAGAGAGAGGCUGUCAAGUAACCUGUCAAAAUUUGUGGUGUUUGUUUGGUUACUGGUUGUCCUUAUUCUGAUUUCGAGUUACACUGCAACAUUGGCUUCACUACUAACUGUUGAACAGUUUCAAAUAGCAUCAAAGGGCGGAACUGUUGGGUUUCAUGGCGGCUCUUUUGUGGCAGGGGUGACUGUUAGCAACUUGAACUUUGAGAAUCAUAGACAUAAACCAUACUAUUCUUACGACGAUUAUGCAGAUGCUUUAUCGAGAGGUGGAAAACACGGUGGUGCUGAUGCAAUCAUCGAUGAAAUCCCCUACAUUAAGAUGUUUUUAGGAAAGUAUUCAUCUGAUUAUGCAAUGAUUUCACCUGAAACAAGUACUUCUGGUUUUGGUUUCAUCUUUGCAAAAGGAUCAACUAUGGCAGUAGAGAUGUCAAGGCAAAUUGCAAAAAUAAGAGAAAAUGGAACUCUCCAUCUUCUGGAGAAGAAGUGGUUCGAGAAACACUCAUCAUCAUCGCAGGAUGCUCUGACUAAGCCACGAACCUUGAAUUUUGAUAGUUUUCGAGGUUUGUUUCUUAUUAGUGGGAUCUCUUCGGCUCUAGCACUUAUGACAUCCGUGAUUUGCUUGCUUCGUGCAAAACUAGAGCUCCAUGGCAUUAUCUCCUUUGUAUUGCAGCAUAAUUUGAUCGCUAAUUUGAAGCGCCGAUAUCUUACCUAGAUUGACCAUUAGGAUGUAUAUGACUAACUAUAUUGCACUUUGUAGAAUCAUUUGGAUUUAUUAUUUUCAAGUUACAAGUAUUCAUGUAUCUUAUAUAGAUGUAAUUAUUUGAGUAGAUCUUUCGAUUGAUUUCUUUCGAAUUA